This is a messenger RNA of Apodemus sylvaticus (European woodmouse), 228 nucleotides long. It is a transcript of the gene Defb135, whose product is annotated as defensin beta 135. The transcript has 2 exons. The record is from RefSeq and is a predicted model, not a curated record. Gene Ontology annotation, biological process: innate immune response. Gene Ontology annotation, cellular component: extracellular region. The coding region runs from base 1 to 228 and encodes 75 amino acids. NCBI's taxonomy places the organism in Eukaryota, Metazoa, Chordata, Mammalia, Rodentia, Muridae.
AUGGGGAGCCUACAGUUGAUUCUUGUGUUCUUUGUCUUGCUCUCCUAUGUUCCAUCAGUUAGAAGUGGGAUGAAUAUGUACAUAAGACGGAUUUUCGAUCUGUGCUGGAAACUAAAAGGCGUUUGCAGGAGUAAAUGUCAAGGAGAAGAAUUUUAUCACAUUUUCUGUGGUACUCAAUUCCUGUGCUGUAUAGAGAAAAAGGAAAUGCCUGUUCUCUUCGUGAAGUAG